CUCCAGUCUCAUACCCCGGGCUUGUCACAGAUGGGUCUACCUGCCCUGCCUGCCCUGCCUUGCCUCCGCCACGCAGACAGGCGGUGCAGGGCCACUGAUGUCUUCAACAUCCAAAGGCAUUCAGAGUAUCGCCACAACGGCACUCUGGGUGGCCUGAGAGAAUGAAAUGUAUGAGACGCCCUUCAAAGCAACUUUGCCAGAGCAGCGGCCAAGUCCGGCGGUGAGCGGGCGUCUUGUUACACGACCUGACGCGCAGUGGCGCAGCGAAGACACUGAGCAUUGUCGGCCUGUGUUGGGCUUCGGCAAUGAUAGGUACAUGCAUGAAAAGGCAACAAGGCGGCAGAUAUCGUUUCCAGCCGCCUGUAUGGACUUCCCGAACAGUGAAGUCAUUUCAACUCACUACUACGUGGUCUCACUGGUGACUAGUACUUCGUACGGUCUCACGACUGCACUUCCUCCAUCGGACAAGAGAUAGCAUCUUCGUUCCCCAAACAGCUUCACUGAGCCAUGGCUGGUCUAUCUUCACUGCUCCACCCUUCUCCAAACAAGCGGCGUAGACUGGAAGCGCCCCUCGACUACGCCGGAUAUGCGACGUUAGAUCAAAAUGCGACGUCUGACGUUGAUGAGUACUGCGAGUCGGCCGAUAGCCACUUAACAGCCGCGGCAGGAAAUCAGAGUUACUCAUCGCUGCAUCUGGAGCCAUGGGGGUCGGCCACUCACCAGGGUACCGCUUUGAAUCAGCAGCAGCAUGGUAGCUCACUCGUCACGCUUGACCUCAACCCGAGUCAUCAGGUUCUCCAGCCGCGAUAUGAGACGCUCGACACAAGCUCUGCUGUGACCUUCGAACCAAACUUUGCAAUGAAUGCCCCAGACGGCAGUUAUUUUGGCACGUUUGUGGACCCAGCCCAGGCUACUGCACUGCAAACAGGGACCAUUUCAUGGCCAGAAACAAGGUUCCGCCCCAGAGACUUGACACUUGAACCUCAAACUACCUGCAAUCUGGUCGGCAAUACGUCAGGACAGCGCUACCAAGCCUUCGCGGUGUCAGAGAUACUCAGUCCCUCGAACCGGGUUCAGCAAUUCGAGGACACACGGAGCCAAUUUGAUUGUGAACAUGAAGGAAUGGUUGAGAAUGCCAAUGACACGCAAGGCAUGGAGCACGCCAGUGGCUCUGAGCUUGUCUGCUUUGGCAUGUUUGUUCGAAUUCUCGGGACCUGCCAACGAUUUGCCUCUGAAAAUGGCCCAGUCUUCCCCGUCAAGCUGGAAAAUCUGGAGCAUUUUGUCGGAACAGAUAACCCGAAUCUCAAGGGCUGUAUUUCCUCUCAGCAUACGUAUCUUACGGAUGCGCUCUUGGAAGUACCAAGUCUCAAGUUGCAGGUUUCCUGUACGGUUUCUGUCGAUCCCCCCAAGUUAUCGAGCAGCGGCAAGCCUCGUCACACUCCUCGCGCCACAACCAAUUGUUCUCUGGACAUUAUCAUCUACGGACCCCGCACACUCUAUGAUUCCAUUGACAGAUUCAUUUCUGAUUGCAACGAGAACCUUGAAGACGACCAGAAACUAUACUUACAGGACCCCAUUGCUUGUGAUUUGGAUGUGCCAUAUUGCAAUCCGCAUCGUCUUCCGCCUUCGGAUUCGAACUGCACUGUCUCAACUUUUGACCUAGUACCAAAGCGCACGGGUUUGCAGAAAUUGGACGAUUCCGAGCCACGGACAGAGCUGCUAGACCUCCUCGACUCGCAGGAGGAUUUCACGGAAUCUAGGCCGCCAGCAACAAUUACCACCCAGUUAAAGAAACAUCAGAAGCAAGCACUUACGUUCAUGCUGUGCAGAGAGCAAGGUUGGGCAUUCGACGGAUCCAGACCAGACAUAUGGGAAGGAGUAGAGUCUGGACGGGAAGAAUGGUCUUUGGCCCCAAGCCGUAGCCUGAGACAACACGCGCCGCUAACACAUUUAAAGUUUUGUCAAUCGAGUGACGAACACCCGUCAACCAGAGGAGCCACCUCCAUUUCAUGGGGGCAUUAUUGCAGACCCCAUGGGUUUCGGCAAAACACUGACAAUGAUCGCUCUCAUAGCAUCAGAUGCGAACCAUCCCGUGCCUACUAAUGUGCUUCCAUUUGCUGGUGCCUUUGAGGACGAGCCUUGUGGACUGACAUUAGUUAUAGUCCCCCCCGCCUGUACGUGC
This is a messenger RNA of Purpureocillium takamizusanense, 2182 nucleotides long. RefSeq lists its product as uncharacterized. NCBI's taxonomy places the organism in Eukaryota, Fungi, Ascomycota, Sordariomycetes, Hypocreales, Ophiocordycipitaceae. The transcript is spliced from 4 exons. The coding region runs from base 508 to 2103 and encodes 531 amino acids. The record is from RefSeq and is a predicted model, not a curated record.